Molecule: messenger RNA, 2830 nt
Organism: Scylla paramamosain (green mud crab)
Lineage: Eukaryota; Metazoa; Arthropoda; Malacostraca; Decapoda; Portunidae
Exons: 12
Coding region: 1727-2224 (165 amino acids)
Source: RefSeq, a predicted model, not a curated record
CCAAACACACUCAAAACAUUCCCAAACACACUCAAACAUACCUAAACACACCCCAAAAUACCUCAAAAAGCAUCUCAAAUAUAUCUUCAUAAAACACUUGAACACACACAUGGCUACCCAUCACUAAAACUCAGCCACCCAUCUCUUAAACACAAGGAUAUCCCAUUUAAAACACCCAUUCCUACACCUCCAUUCCUGCCCAUUCCAGCUCCAGUCAGCUUUUCCCCUAUUCCUGUGCCUUCCAGUCAGUUCUGCCUUAUUCCAGCACAAUUCCAGUCUCUGCUGUAUUCCUAUUAAAUUCCAGUCAGUUUUGGCCCAUUUCCACCCAUUCCUGUUAGAUUUUCCUGUAUUCCCAAUCCAUUCCAGUCUUGCUUCCCUUUAUUUCCAGUCUGCUUAGCCACAUUCCAGCCCCAUCUACCCCAAUUCCAGUACCCCCCAAUUUCUCCCCAUCUCAGCCCAUCACUGCUACACCCAACUUUAAAACACUGAUCCAAACACCCGUUUAACUGCCCUCCCCAACCCUCACACACCCCUCAACACAAACACACACACACACACACACACAAAGAUACCAAUAAACACACCAAAAAUAUUUUAAAACACACAAAAAACACUAGAUACACAUCUAAACACACCCAAGACAGCUUCAGGCACACUCAAAACACCCCAAAAUUUACCCAAAACACCGCAUAACUUACCCAGACACCCCCAGGACCCCCAAACACCCCACCAUGCCUCUCUCAAUCACCAGUCACCACCACCUCAGCCUCACCAUCAACAUGUACAGCAAGGAAGGCGCAGGGGACUCGGGCCCUGACAGACACCACACUGGGGACUACCUGGCACCCUUAGCUUCUGUAGAUCUGUCCUGUGUCAACACCCCUGGCGGAUCACCCUCCCAUGACCCGGCCAUCACCCCGCCCUUGAGGACCCCAAUUGGGAGCCCCCGGAGGACCAAGGGAUGUUGCUGAGGUCACACCUGAUUCCGGAAUCUUGACACCCCUUCAAGAUUCCGAGCCGUUUAACGAAGGGCCCACGACAGGUACUGCCUUGUGUUCCUGACCUUAGUUGUGCACGGAGUCUGAACACUGAUGCCUCGGAAUAUGUCAUCACUGCCAAGAACUUGCCAUUGGGAUCUUCCAGAACACAGUGUAUGGGACAGCUGCCCAUCUCCCAUUUAGCUACACGGUGGCGGUGGUGCUGGACUCGACACACUUCAGUCACAAGAUGAAUGCAGUCAGCUACAGCAUGACAUAGACAAGCUAUAGACAGUUGAGAGAGGAAGAAGUCAGUGGCACCCUCACCUCAGACAAGACAAAGCUAACAAUUGAUAAUGAAAGCGGUGCCAGAGAAGCGAUGCCUUCACCCACGCUGUGUUCACCACGAUGGAGGAGUGCCCACACUUCCAGGACCUUACUGUUAAGAGGUUCCUGAAGACCCUACUUGAGCACAACCGCCGAGACAUUCUCUCCAAGCCGGAGAAGUUUGUGCGCCUGAAGCCAGGGAGUGAUGCUGCUAAGACCUUCACUGUCUAUCCAGAGGGAUCCGCAGGUGCUGGUGGUGGAAUCUUGCUUGGACAGUGUGCCUGUAACACACAGGCACAUUUCUCCAAAAGGUUGACGCUGUGCUGCCGGUACUGUCGCCUCAGCUUCUGCGUCAGAUUCAGAACAGAGACUUCAGCAGAGAGAGUGAGUGGGAGAAACGCUACAACUGCUUUGCCCACUCGAUGAUGCUAGACCAGCAUGUGGAGUACGGGAGCAAGAAUGGGUUCUGCCGUGCCGUUUGUCCUGCCAGAUUCCCGGAGGAGCGGUGCCUGAGAAGCGAUGCCUUCACCCACGCAGUUUUCACCACGAUGGAGGAGUGCCCACACUUCCAGGACCUUACUGUUAAGAGGUUCCUGAAGACCCUACUUGAGCACAACCGCCGAGACAUUCUCUCCAAGCCGGAGAAGUUUGUGCGCCUGAAGCCAGGGAGUGAUGCUGCUAAGACCUUCACUGUCUAUCCAGAGGGAUCCGCAGGUGCUGGUGGUGGAAUCUUGCUUGGACAGUGUGCCUGUAACACACAGGCACAUUUCUCCAAAAGGUUGACGCUGUGCUGCCGGUACUGUCGCCUCAGCUUCUGCGUCAGAUUCAGAACAGAGACUUCAGCAGAGAGAUUCAGAACAGAGACUUCAGCAGAGAGAGUGAGUGGGAGAAACGCUACAACCGCUUUGCCCACUCGAUGAUGCUAGACCAGCAUGUGGAGUACGGGAGCAAGAAUGGGUUCUGCCGUGCCGUUUGUCCUGCCAGAUUCCCGGAGGAGACACACUUCAGUCACAAGAUGAAUGCAGUCAGCUACAGCAUGACAUAGACAAGCUAUAGACAGUUGAGAGAGGAAGAAGUCAGUGGCACCCUCACCUCAGACAAGACAAAGCUAACAAUUGAUAAUGAAAGACCAGCAGCAGCAGCAGCAGCAGCAGCAGCAGCAGCAGCACACACAAGAGGUGUUUUCUGUAUGAUGAUGAUGAUGGAAAAAGCACAUCUCGAAAGGAUGUUAUAAGCAGGGCAACGUAAUGAAAUUCAGUGAAUGGACGUGUGUGCGUGGCUGCAAUCACUAUGAAAUUAAGUUGAAAAUAAGAAAUAUAUUACUUUACAGAAAGGAAUGCUUAGAGUGAAUGAAAUUACUGUAAUGAAUGAAUGGAAAUAAAGUUGUGAGUCAUUAAAUGAUUAGGAAAAGAAGCUGUGAAUAGGUGCAUUAUUGUUAUUACUGAAAGGAAGAAUAUUUGUAGGAUAUGUCAUGUAUAUUAUCAAAGUGUUUUCAUUCUUACUUUCUUCUUUCUCUUUCAUCUUUU